ACAUACACACAGUGGGACCAUCGGCAGUGAAAAUGCAGAGCUUCCCAGCUUAUAGAUAAGGGACCAAGUGAAAGCAAGCGAUAGGGAGUGAGAGAGAGUGAGAGAGAGGAAAACACAAGAAGAAAAGAGAUGCCACAGUGAAACUCAAUGAAGCUGUCUUUCACACCAAAUUCUGCAGACUUCAGAGCCACAUCGAAGGACGUGUGGAGAAAUAAAUACCUGAAAUCUGGAAUAGGUGCAUUACAAAACUGCAACCGGUGUCCAUCUACGCCCAGAGCAGGACAGAGUUACUGGUCUUACAGAUCAACUCCAGGACUCAACACAUCUUGCUAAUGCCAGGAUCCACCUGAACCAGAGGGAUAAUUCAUAACUAUUAAAAUUUUUAAAAGGCUUGGAUUUAGUGCUUUUCUUUCAAGGAUCUACCAAAGAAAUCUACCAAUUUCACUCCCUUUUUGCGUGACUUUUUUCAAAUUGGAGCGUGGUUCCAGCUGAUGCACUCCUAACCAUGGCUGGUGCCAAAGGUUGCUCAACCACCUCCAUGCGUUGCUUCUCUUUCCUCCUGCUCCUUUCAGGGCUUUUCUCUGGGGAAUCCAGUCCCAUCAGUUCUCCAGAGAGGCACAGAAUUGCCCCUGGGCUUGACGAUGGCCGUGGAGGGGUUGUGGACCUUUCUCUUCUAGAGCAGGACAGUGAAGUGGAUAUGCAAAAUCUGCUGGAGACCCUGCGGGGACAGUUCCUGCGGACCUUCAACCUGUCAGGACACGGACCCCCCAUGCAGCCUGGCGCACCCCGAGUGCAGCCUCCGGAAUACAUGCUGGAAUUGUACAACCGGUUUGCUAACGACCGAACUUCCAUGCCAUCUGCAAACAUUGUACGCAGCUUCAAAAACGAAGAGUCCAGCCCAAGCAACGUGGGUCCCGACGGCAUGAGACGACACCCCCUUCUUUUCAACAUUUCCAUCCCAAGUCAUGAGCGCGUUAUAGCUGCUGAGCUCCGUCUCUACACCCUCGUCCAGAUCGACAGGCGUCUGUAUGCUGGCGUCGACCGGACAGUGACAGUUUAUGAGGUGAUUCCACGAAAUGACAGUUGGUCCAAAGACGGAGAAGAGGAACCGACGCAGCUAGUGGAGUUGGCAUCACGGCAGGUUUAUGGCACGGACAACGGCUGGGAGACUUUUGACAUGACCGUUGCCAUGCAACACUGGCGCAGGUCCGAUUACGGCAACACCCACAGACUGGAGGUUCAUAUUGCAAGUUUAAACUCACAGAAUGUGUCAGAGAUUGAAGGUCCUGCCACACGGGGGGACAUGGAAAUCGAUACCAGUCCAGAAGAGAGGCACAAACCUCUGAUAAUUGUUUUCUCCAAUGACCAGAGCACGGAUCACAGAGGAGAAAAACAGGAGUUGAAUGAGAUGAUCAAGCAUGAAAUGCCUGACAUGGGUCCGAAUGACAACCUGGGGAUGGAACUCAUGGAUCUCUGGGGGGACCUAAGGAGUAUGGAACAAGAAGGAGAUAGCAAAGAAGAGGAACCAGAUGAAGAAGCUCUCCUGCAGAUGCGUUCCAACCUCAUUUAUGACACAGCCUCCAGGAUUCGAAGGAACGCAAAGGGAAACCAGUGCAAGAAGAGUUCCCUAUACGUCGAUUUUAAGGACAUUGGUUGGGACUCUUGGAUCUUAGAACCUCAGGGCUAUGAGGCAUAUGAAUGCACAGGAGUCUGCACGUACCCCCUAACCAAACAUGUCACUCCAACCAAGCAUGCCAUUGUGCAGACUUUGGUCAGCCUUAAAAGUCCAAAGACUGUUUCCAAGGCUUGCUGUGUCCCCACAAAGCUUGACCCCAUAUCGCUUCUCUACCUGGAUGAUGCAGGUGUGGUCACCUACCAGUACAAGUUUGAAGGCAUGGUAGUGGCAGAGUGUGGUUGCAGAUAGUCCGAAAAGCAUUUGGUGGGGAAGUUUUAAGGUUUGGUAAAGGACACUGAGAAAUGGAUACAUUUCUAUGUCUUGGAGGAAAAGAGACUGCAGUUCCAGGUCAACAGGAUAAAAUCAAGACAUAAGAAGUCCCACAGUUAAAGGGCUGUUCUUUCUUAACGUAACAUCAAGAAACUUUAAGACCUUUAGGAUCUGGUGAUGCUUUCAUAUUUAACUUUUUCAAAAGGGACAGUAGAAAAGAAAGAAGUCUAAAAAGAAGAAAAAAAAAUAUUAGUGCUUCUGUAUAGACAUUGCCUUCGGUGAGAGUUUGCUUGAGGUUCAUUUCAAUAAAAAGAGAAGGAUUCGAAGGCCAAAUGUACAACUCAUAACAACCCUCUUAUCAGUCUCUGAAUCACUAAUUCCAGACUGAGGGGAAAACAAUACAACAAACCACUAAAUCAACUUCCUCAAGAUGACUACAGCCAUAGUCAGAAAACUGUCGGGGUGUUGCAUUGUAUUUUGAUGUUUUCUGGGUGUGAUAGUUGACCUGAACUACUCGUACCAAAGAUACACUCCUGGCCUUUUCAAUGGCGACUCCAUUUUACAUCAACAAAGUUCUUUGUCUAAGGAGGUCGCUCAGAAACAUAGAACACUGGUUUUGGGGGGGCCUGUGAACUCUAAAAAAACUGUAAAGUCACUCCCCAUGGAAACCCCCAGCAUCCAGUCUCUGUAGCAUCGUAUCUACAUCCUUCUCUGUCCUGUGUCAAUACACAACUUCCUGCGUAACUGCAAGCAUUUGAUAUGAACCAUCCAAGGCAAAGCAGUAUUGGUUAUCUGGGAAGUCUUUGAGGAACGGAAAUGUGUGAAACUAACCAGAAUGAUCUAGCGUGAGAUGGUCUACCGGUCAAUGAGAAAAAAUGAGCAGUAUUCCUGUUUUUGUUUUGCAUGGACACCCUCUGGUCAUUCUGGACAUGCAAAAUGUAUGGACCUUGUCCAGGUAUCAGACAGCGAUCGCUAUUUAGAUGCCUAAACUCAGUUCCAAGAACGUUCCUCUGUUUAAUGCGCACAUGGUCAGUCAGAUUCAUGAACUUUAAAAUUCUAUUUAUGUUUUGCAUCUUUUAAUAGUUUGUAUCUUCAUGCCUUACCGCAAUACUGUGUAGUUUGCAAAGCAAAGCUUUGGAUCACCAACUGUACUAUCAGGCCCAAGAAAGGAGCAGAAGAACAGAAGAUGGAGGAAGUUGCACGCUCUUUCCAAUGUCCAAGGCAUGGCAGACUGCAUCAUAAGAGUGCUGGUGGGUGUGAGGUGGAGGGGUAGAGGUUAUAGGGUUAUCUGCAUUCUGUUGCCUUGCAUGCCGUGAGAGCUAAGCUCCCAGGCCUUGAGCAGUCCAUGAUAAGAAGGUGUUGGAGCUGAGAAACAUGCAAGUGACCAUUUCAAGCAACUAGGGCUGUCAAGAUUCCACUGGGCUUAAACGUUACUUCAACUCCCUGACCCUAAUCUGGUCUGACGGGAAGGAAUUACUGUCCAUGGACACUGGCUCACAGUCCAUCCUUGCUAUUAUAUAUAUAUAUUUUUUUUAAAAAUUACUAAACUGUAUGUUUGCUCAUGAUUGAGGUGGUGAGCUUCAAGGGUAUGUCGUUGGUACAUUUCACCUGAGGAAGUGAAGUAUGUAUUUUUUCUUACUAAAUACACCUUUAAAACACAAUACCUUUAAGACUUUCACUUAUUUAAGGGGUAUAAUUAUACCUUAAGGACCAUGCUUGUACCUUAAAUGAGAUUUAAACGUAUUCCGAAUUUAGUACGUAGGACGUAGCCUUGAGGGUCCCACCAUAGUGACAAGCCGUGGUACAGUUUGGUUUCUUUUUCGAACCGCAUUCUACCCCUGUUGAAUUUCUUCACAAAUCAAGGAACCAACAAUCAAAAAAAGAAAAAGAAAAAGAAAACGCAUUGAGAAAUGAUUAGCAUGAUCUUUUGAACACAGCUAGCUGCUAGCUUUGGGGUAAAAGGACUUUUUUUUUGUCAACAAGAAACACAUGAUUAUAUUAGCUACUAGCUGUAUAAUGCAUCAACUUUUAUUUGUUUAGCUCUUUUAAAAAUACACACUGUCACUAAGCAAAUGGAUAGAAAUCCAGAUCUAGAUCUAGAUCCUUAAGCAAAGAAAAAAAAGUGUUGAGGAAAGAACUCCCUGAGACAGUAUGUGGAAGAAACCCUUGAAAGGAACCAGUGGCAUGUAUACACAUAUAGCUAAUGUCUAUUUUAACAGACAGCUUAUGCUAAUCAGCAAUUCCAGUUCCACUCACUGCUAAUCAUGUUUGAUUGAAGUGUUAAAUGAAUGUGGAAAUGUAUUUUUCCCCAGAGGGUUUGCUUAUUGUCCACGCUGAUGAAGAUUUCACUCAAUUCUGAGUCUCUUUAACGCAAAUGUGAGAAACAGGGACUGUUUCCAUUGCCUUUAGAGCUACAAAUAUGAUUGACCAUGGAUUAUGCAAAACUUUAUCCGCAUCACUGAACUCCUGAAAUAUGGUCUUCCAUACUGCUGCUUUAUGAAGAAAAGAAAAGAAAAAAAAAGCCUAUUUAUUGAAAUUAAUUUAUUAAUUUUUAUUUUGUCAUUUAUGUAAGUAUGUAUAGCAAUAUGUGUAAAUAAAUAAUAAUAAUAAAAAACAUUAUAUAUGUACAAAUGAUUUGAAGUUGUACUGAAUAAACGAUGUCCUUCGUCGGAUUUAUAUACACCACAUUCUGCUUCGCUAAUUCUGUAAAACGCU
Messenger RNA from Ictalurus furcatus (blue catfish), 4660 nucleotides. RefSeq names its product bone morphogenetic protein 10 (gene bmp10). The coding region runs from base 506 to 1924 and encodes 472 amino acids. Gene Ontology annotation, cellular component: extracellular region. Gene Ontology annotation, molecular function: cytokine activity; growth factor activity. The record is from RefSeq and is a predicted model, not a curated record. Gene Ontology annotation, biological process: BMP signaling pathway; SMAD protein signal transduction. Lineage: Eukaryota; Metazoa; Chordata; Actinopteri; Siluriformes; Ictaluridae. The transcript has 2 exons.